This is a messenger RNA of Bolinopsis microptera, 2145 nucleotides long. Its product is annotated as intraflagellar transport protein 74 homolog. The transcript is spliced from 12 exons. Gene Ontology annotation, molecular function: beta-tubulin binding. Gene Ontology annotation, cellular component: centrosome; cilium; intraciliary transport particle B. Gene Ontology annotation, biological process: intraciliary transport involved in cilium assembly; cilium assembly. The coding region runs from base 24 to 1790 and encodes 588 amino acids. Lineage: Eukaryota; Metazoa; Ctenophora; Tentaculata; Lobata; Bolinopsidae. The record is from RefSeq and is a predicted model, not a curated record.
AUUUAUAGCUAUUUCGAGCUAAGAUGUCAAAAAGGUUAGCAACUGCGGCUCGCCCAAUGUCCAAAGGGGGAAGAUUAGGGACAACUCUUCAAAGGCCUCCUACAGGGGCAAGGCUGGGAACAGCACGGCCUGGAACAAAGUCUGGUGUUGCUGCUGGUACAGGAGCUCUCUCCAGUUCAGUUCAAGUCGCAGAUAGGCCGAUGACACAACAGGGCUUAUCGGGAGUAAAGACUGGAGCAUUGGGUCCACAGCGUCAGGUUCUGGAUGCCAGCUACUAUUCUGGAAUACUAAGAUCGAAGAUCAAAGAAUUGCAGGAUGAAAUAAAUGUUAUGGAAAAGGAAAGUGGAGCUCUAAAUGCAGAGAAUGCCACUUAUUUAACAUUCGAGAGAAGAGCAGAGACACUGGCUCAGCAACUCAAAGAACGCCAGGGCGAACUAGCAGACUACAACCUGCUCAUAGACAAGAUCAACACAAACACUGAUGUUGAAGAGAUUGCAGAAGACUGCAAGGAAUUGCAAGGACAAAACAACAGAGACAGCAAAGGUGUUGAAAUACUCUUCGGUGAGAAGAGGGAGAAGGAAAAUCAAGUUUCUCAGUUGGAAGCAGAAAUCAGGAAACAGAGGGAAGCUACAAACCAGUUGCUACAAGGGCUAGACUACGAUAGUCAAGCUAAGUACAUGCAAAUGAAGGAGGCUAACUUUGAGUUGCAGCAGAAAGCUGAACAGCUGCAGAGCCAGGUAGACACGUUAGCCAGUAAAGAGGUUACGUUGCAAACGGAGCUAGAAUCUAAUCCUUUGAAGCAGAGAGCCUUUGAAGUAAACUGUAGGAUUAAUGACCUGGUCGAUAAGAGGAGCGGUCUCAAAGAAGAAAUAGCAGAAGAAGCCCAGCUAUCGCCCGAGGAAGAGAAAGCGAAACACCUGACACAAGUAAAGGAAGAUAACAAGGAGAUAUCAGGGUUUGAGAGUAGGAUCCGGGAGUUGAGGGGGAAGAUGGAGCUGUGUCAGGAGGAAAUAGUCAGAUGUGAGGAUAGCAUCCAGGAUCAAGACAGCGAACAGGCGAAGAAGUAUAAGGAGUUGAAGAAAAGGGAAGAGCAAAUAGAGGAUUACCUCGCUAAACACGACACCCUAAUCGCUGAGGAGAAGGAGGCGAAGGGUAUACACGAGGAGAAUGUUGUUAAACUACUGGAGGCGACCUCUACAGGAUUAUCAAGAGCCAAGAUGUUGCCCUCAGUGCGGGACUACAAGGAACUGAAGGAUGAUCUGGAGUUCAAAGCAACAGAGGCUGAUCGGGCUAAGGACACAUUGACCACACUUGAAACUGACAAAACUAAAUUAAGAAGUGAUUUCCAGAAACUUGAGCAGCUGGAAACUAAAAUUAAUACAGAAAUGGUCCAACUUCAAGAUAAGAUCAGUAGGAUGAACGAAGAGCUGGAGGUUUACAGCGACACUAACAAACUGAAGAAGAGUCUAGAUGACAAGAGAGAACUGUUGUUGACGGAGAAGGAGAAGAUUCUUGGCACCAGGGACACCAGCAAGGCUAAUUUGGAGAAGCUUCAGUCUGAGCACGACGCCCUAAAAGUCCUGUUAGAGGAGAACGAGACUCACGUGCAGUUGACUAACCUGGAGAGAAAAUGGCAGCACAUCGAACAAAACAACCAGUUCAUGAAGGACUUCAUAGCUACUAAGAGUCAAGAAUCGGACUAUAUUCCCCUUAGAAAGGAGGUAAAGGAGAAGAUAAACAACAUCAACAUACUAUUACAACAAGCUUUAGCUGCAGCUGCAACUCAAUAAAACUAACAGCUACACACACACAACGUGCUUUAAGACAGAUACUCAGAUAUUUUUUCCAGAUAUAUGUUUACCAGUGUGCAUUAUCAGAAAAAGAGGGGGGAGGGGGGGGGGGAGAAACAUAGUUUUAGCUUCAACAGGGCUGUCACGCAAGAUCUUGUGAGGGCAGAUGCUGGUAAUCUUGCCUUGUGCACAUUUGAUUGUUGAUCUAUACAAUUGUAAUUGUACAGUCAGAUCAUAGGUAUAUAUGGGAUAUACUUGUCAGUCAUUGAAAUUGAUAUUCUUGCCUAAAGCUUAAAGUUUGUCUUCCUGCUUAGAAAUUUGGGUUUUGACCGACAUGAAACUUGCUGUAUAUUUC